GCCCUCUCCAGUCAGCUUCGCACUAGUGCGCAUGUUCUGUUCAGUCCUUCCCGGUACAGAAAGAUGGCGGCAAGUAACGGUGGAGGAAUGGAAGUAGAUGGGGCAGCACCCCCCAAUGUUAUGGCCUCAGGGGUCACUGGCAGUGUGUCAGUGGCUCUGCACCCACUUGUCAUCCUUAAUAUUUCUGAUCAUUGGAUCCGCAUGCGCUCUCAGGAAGGUCGCCCUGUGCAAGUAAUAGGCGCUCUGAUUGGGAAACAAGAAGGGAGGAAUAUUGAAGUGAUGAACUCUUUUGAACUAUUGUCCCACACCGUAGAAGAUCGAAUUGUAAUUGAUAAGGACUACUACUACAUCAAAGAAGAGCAGUUUAAGCAAGUCUUCAAAGACAUGGAGUUCCUGGGCUGGUAUACAACUGGUGGUUCCCCUGACCAGUCAGAUAUUCAUGUUCAUAAGCAGGUGUGUGAAAUUAUAGAGAGCCCACUGUUCCUCAAGCUCAACCCGAUGACCAAGCAUACUGAUCUUCCUGUUAGUGUUUAUGAAUCAGUAAUUGACAUCAUCAAUGGUGAGGCAACAAUGCUUUUUGCAGAGCUUACGUAUACUCUUGCAACAGAGGAGGCAGAACGAAUUGGUGUGGACCAUGUGGCAAGAAUGACUGCUACAGGAAGUGGGGAGAAUUCUACAGUGGCAGAGCACCUUAUUGCACAGCACAGUGCCAUCAAGAUGCUUCAUAGCCGAGUUCGGGUCAUUCUGGAAUAUGUUAAAGCAGUGGAAGCUGGAGAGGUGCCAUUUAAUCAUGAAAUCUUACGGGAGGCUAAUGCCCUCUGCCAUCGACUUCCUGUUCUCAGCACCCAUAAGUUCAAAACGGAUUUCUAUGAUCAAUGCAAUGAUGUCGGCUUAAUGGCUUAUCUUGGCACAAUCACCAAGACUUGCAAUAGUAUGAACCAGUUUGUGAACAAGUUCAACAUUUUGUAUGACCGUCAAGGAAUUGGACGACGAAUGAGAGGACUUUUCUUUUAAGCCUUUUUUUUUUCCAGUGGGAAAGGAUUUUGGUGUGUGUGGGGGUACAUAUCUCUAUAGCCACAAUCAAGAAAUGCAAACCAGCCGCUUGGCAAAAGCCCAGUGGACAAAGACGUUGGAAGGAGCAGCACUUGACUCUCUACAGUUGACUCAUUUUUGGUUCAGUAAAUAAAACACUGUAGUAGACUGCC
Messenger RNA from Polypterus senegalus (gray bichir), 1205 nucleotides. It is a transcript of the gene cops6, whose product is annotated as COP9 signalosome subunit 6. Gene Ontology annotation, biological process: protein deneddylation. Lineage: Eukaryota; Metazoa; Chordata; Cladistia; Polypteriformes; Polypteridae. The transcript is spliced from 10 exons. The record is from RefSeq and is a predicted model, not a curated record. The coding region runs from base 64 to 1014 and encodes 316 amino acids. Gene Ontology annotation, cellular component: COP9 signalosome. Gene Ontology annotation, molecular function: metallopeptidase activity; protein binding.